AGCUCAGCCUUGGAGAUCGAUAUACUUUCAACACCACCACCACCCCCGCGUCGAGCCACAAGAACAACACUUCCAAAGCUGGAGUUUGGCCGGCCUCAUGUGAGUUCAACCUGCAGCGUCUCUGAAUCAGGCCAACGCGGGAUGGCAAGAGAAGGCGCGAUGAUGUCUGUUGUGUAUAGUUUUACUUGGGUAAUAGCACUAGCAGUGCUAACAGGCCUGUCAGCAGAUGGGUCAGUCUUAUCAAAGCCUGAGAAACUCUUCAGCAGAGCUGUGAGAAGUGAACGAGAAAUCAAGCAGGAGCAGCACCUCAACAUAUCUGCCUUAAACACAGCCUUGGCCUUUGAAACCUACCGUGACCUGGCCACAAAAACCACUACUGUGCCUGGUGUCCAGCAACAGCACAACAUCCUGUUCUCACCCGUGGGCCUAGCAUCAGCUCUGGCCCUUCUGUCCCAAAUCUCUGGAUCGGAGAGUCGGAGCCAGGCCCUGGAGGCCCUGGGGCUAGCAGCCAACUCUACAGAGCAGAGCGUGGAGGCCACCAUAUCUGCUCUCGCUGAUCUGCAACAGAGCCUCUUGCUGCAGGAGGGAGGGGGUGGAGUUGGGGUUCAAAGGGCAGGUUCGGUGGCUGGAGCCAAGACAGAAGCUGGGAUUGGGGCCACAGCAGGGGGGGGUGCUGGAAACAAAGCUGGUGUAGAUGAUGGGGCAAAGGGUAGGAAUGGAACUGGUUUCAGUUCUGAGGCAAAGGGUCGUACUGGAAGUAAGGGUGGAGUCCGGGAUGGGGGCCAGUUAAGGGUGUGGAGCAGCCUACAUGUUGAUGGAAAACCUUCACUAGACUAUGAUAGUUUUCUAUCCAGGCCUCAGCAGCCUGAACUCUCCGCCUUCAACACCAGCUUUGAGCCGUUGAUGAAAGACUUGCAAGGCUCUGACAAACUUAUACUCAACAAUUAUGUAUAUUUCAAAGGUCGUCAACCAUGUGAGCGGCGCCACACAGUGCCACGGAGCUUCCAGCUGAAUGCUACGACCAACGUGGAGGUUGACAUGAUGUUCAGGGACUACUCGUCUGAAGUGAUGAUGCUGUAUGACACCAACUGCUCAGCCACAGUGGUGCAGUUGGCCUUUUCAGAACGACUGGCCGCACUGCUACUUCUUCCUAAAGCCGAGCUGCAGCCUCUGGAGGACUGCCUCUCUGACAGUCGCAUGAACUUUUGGCUCAACAACCUGAAGCCGGGGGGGGCAGAAAUCCUUUUUCCCAAGUUCCAACUAAGGAAAUCCUACAGUUUAAAAAGCCUCCUGAGGACAUCUGGAGUGUCAUCCAUUUUCUCCAACUCAGCCGACUUCUCAAAAAUAUCACAGAGGACGCUGAAAUUCAUCAAGGCUCCUCAUGAGGUUCUGCUGGAGGUGGAAGAGACCAAGCCAUCUGAUGGGGGGAGGCGUGACACCUCCCUGGAGUUCUUUGUCGCCCCGAGAAUCACCUUUGACAGACCAUUCAUGCUCAUAAUCUAUGACGAUCUCACAGGCCUCGUUCUGCUCAUAGGGAGAGUUCUUGAUCCUACAGAUGUUUAGACGAGUGAACAUCACACUCCUCUUUUUGUCCUUUGUUCUUCUGCUAUUGAAACAUUAAUUUGCAUUACAUACAAUCUUUGUAACUUUUCAUGAUAGUAUCUUUUUGAAAAUGUCACUAAAGUUGUAGAGUGCAAUAUGUUUUACCUCCAAUUCUCCAGACAUUACAAGAUGAUUUAGUGUUUUUUCUCCAUUUUCACAAAAUGGUGGAAAUGAAUAACAUUUAAAUGGCAGCCUGUGACUGAAUCUAAGCUAUUCUCCCUAAAAAAAUAAAACCAUUUUCUUCAUUACAAAA
This is a messenger RNA of Scomber japonicus (chub mackerel), 1855 nucleotides long. RefSeq names its product alpha-1-antiproteinase-like. NCBI's taxonomy places the organism in Eukaryota, Metazoa, Chordata, Actinopteri, Scombriformes, Scombridae. Gene Ontology annotation, molecular function: serine-type endopeptidase inhibitor activity. The record is from RefSeq and is a predicted model, not a curated record. Gene Ontology annotation, biological process: negative regulation of endopeptidase activity. The transcript has 4 exons. Bases 142 to 1563 code for a protein of 473 amino acids.